AUGACUGAUUCCAAAUACGCUCAGUCCACUGCCGCAUUUCUCCCUUACAAGUCCGACGCCGACCCUCGAGCCAAAUUCCUUUCAAUCGAUCAAUAUGGUCCCUAUGAGAGACUGGGUGGUCCGGCAGAUGAUGAUGAUUUCAUUCAUGAGCCGGGCCAGCGCAACCUCGAAGUUGGGGGGUUUUCGUGGCGGGGAUUGAUCAACAUUGCAAUGAUCAUUUUGUUGCUUAUUGCCCUUCUUACCUUGUUCGCUGUCUACCCAAUCGUAAUGGAUUUUACGAUGAAGCGGCCAUGGGAAAGCUUUCAUUUCAACGGGACAGGCCAGAUCCCUGCUCUGACGUUGCUCCCAAGCGCAAUUGACCCUGUUACUCCGAAGGACGUUUAUACUCGCAUUGGUGUCGACGGACAGGAGUAUGAGCUGGUCUUUUCGGAUGAGUUUGAGACGCCUGGGCGUUCAUUCUACCCUGGAGAUGACCCCUUUUGGGAGGCGGUCGAUCUUUGGGCAAGUCAUGGGUUCAUGCUCCCACAGUACUGGGCCACUGGAGAUCUGGAGUGGUACGAUCCAGGCCAAGUGACAACACGAGACGGUGCCCUUGUUAUCGUUAUUGAGGAUCAGGAGUCCCACGGAAGGAUAUUCAAGUCCGGAAUGAUUCAAAGUUGGAAUAAAUUCUGUUUCACCACCGGGUAUAUGGAAGUUAGCGUCAUCUUUCCUGGAGCUCCGGAUGUGUCUGGAUAUUGGCCUGGUGUCUGGAUGAUGGGCAACCUUGGAAGACCAGGGUACGGAGCAACCGCAGAUGGUCUCUGGCCGUAUUCUUACGACACUUGCGAUGUUGGUACCCUUCCCAACCAAACUCUAAAUGGAGAACCAGCCAUUGCGGCCACAGCAGGUGGCAACAAGAAAUACAACUAUAACCUCUCUUGGCAGCCUGGCCAACGCCUCUCUGCAUGCACAUGUCCUGGGGAAGAUCACCCCGGUCCUGUCAAUACUAAAGGGCGGGCGGCCCCUGAAAUUGACAUUUUUGAGGCUCAGAAGAACAAGGAGGGUUAUGGUGGCCGUGUCACGCAAUCCGUUCAGUUGGCACCCUUCAACAAUCUCUACUAUUUCCCCAACACUUCCGCGGAUGUUACAAUCUACAACCCCCAGCGUACAAAGUUGAAUACUUAUCGGUAUGUCCAACAGGCUAUCUCUGCUCUGACGGAUUUGAAUGACACAGCCUUUGAACUAGGUGGAGCACAGUUCACUAAGUUUGGGGUGGAGUUCUGGUCGGAUCCGAACAACCGCCAGGAUGGACACAUCGCCUGGAUCGCAGAUCAACCUGUGUUCGCAAUCGACGCACACACAUUUAGCGCAGAUCCAACAGUGAACAUCUCAGAUCGUAUCAUUCCGGAAGAGCCGAUGGCAAUGGUUCUUAACUUGGCCGUCUCAGAGUCGUUCCAGAAGGUUGAUGUGGCUGCGAUGACAUUUCCUGCUGAGAUGAAAGUCGACUACGUGCGAGUUUGGCAGCGUAAAGGAUUGAAGGACUCGGUGACUUGUGAUCCUCCAAACUAUCCGACAGCGAAGUACAUCAACGAUCACAUAAAUGUGUACACGAACCCCAACCUAACGCUAUGGAGUGAAACUGGUUACAGUAAACCGAAAAAUCGGCUGGUGCGCUUGUGUUCCCUUCGACUUCGCAAUUUCAGUUCUCAUUUGUCCCCAAGGUUGACCAAUGCUGAGGUCGCGCUGGCGCGUGCUUUCACAUCCAUGUUCCCACUUUUCUAAUUUCGCAGGGAGUUCCGAGCUUGCACCUGCCGUCCAUGUUUUCUCAACUCCAACUCCUUCCACACUUGUUUACAUCACCCAUUAUGACAUGCCUACGUUACACUCUAUUCCGUCUGCUUAAUUUUGGCGUAAACGUUCCACUUUCAAUUUGUACGCUUCUAAUAGGCAUGUACGCUCAUUCUCUACCGCACAAUAUAUCAAAUCUUGGAGGCCUGAAAGUUCCGAUCGACCUGGAAGAUCACGCAGGAAUUAUUAUGUCGCAGUGAUCGAGGGGUCUGUGG
This is a messenger RNA of Cantharellus anzutake, 2042 nucleotides long. Its product is annotated as glycoside hydrolase family 16 protein. NCBI's taxonomy places the organism in Eukaryota, Fungi, Basidiomycota, Agaricomycetes, Cantharellales, Hydnaceae. The coding region runs from base 1 to 1761 and encodes 586 amino acids. The transcript is spliced from 12 exons. Gene Ontology annotation, biological process: fungal-type cell wall organization; (1->6)-beta-D-glucan biosynthetic process. The record is from RefSeq and is a predicted model, not a curated record. Gene Ontology annotation, molecular function: glucosidase activity. Gene Ontology annotation, cellular component: plasma membrane; endoplasmic reticulum membrane.